Molecule: messenger RNA, 2187 nt
Organism: Notothenia coriiceps (black rockcod)
Lineage: Eukaryota; Metazoa; Chordata; Actinopteri; Perciformes; Nototheniidae
Product: CUB and sushi domain-containing protein 2-like
Exons: 7
Coding region: 1-894 (297 amino acids)
Source: RefSeq, a predicted model, not a curated record
AUGCUAAGGAGAAAGGAUGCACCACUACGCCAGGCAUCCAAGGAAGCAGUAUUGCCAAGCCUCAGGACUACAGAGUUAAAGCGGUUUGCCAUAUGUGGUAUUGCCAUCUCCCAACCAAGGGCAUCGACUCCAGAUGUCACACCGUUACGCACUUGGAGUGAUUUAGUGGAGGCCAAAGCCAAGGAACUUCACGGGGCAGCCAAGCUUGAUGACUCAUCGUCAACUGACUCUCCUACAGCAGAGAUUAUGACACAGACUGCAACCUUAUCAGAGUCGGAGGCAGACUCCGGCAGGCAGAGGACCUUGAUCCGACAGUUAUGCACCCAGUUGUACUUAACCCCAGCCAUUCGUACACCAAGCUCCUCAUUCAACAUGUUGAUGCUCUUCUCUGUCACCCUUAACCUGAGAGUGUUCGCCAAGCUUCGCCGCACAGUUACUGCAGAAUCCGACCAGAAGACUUUUGUCUACCAGGGUCAUACUCAUAGUAAAGACUUUGGCAAGUUCCAUCUAACCAGGCAAGGCCCUGUAACCAUGGCAAUGGACCCAUCCAACCCCUACACCAACAGCAGCUCCGUGGCAGCCGCCAUCUUAGUUCCUUUCUUUGCCCUCAUCCUGUCUGGAUUCGCCUUCUAUCUCUACAAGCACAGGUCUAUGAAGAUGAGUGCUGCACGGACAUUGUCUGCUGAGACAGAUGACAAUGAGAGACCAAAAGACACCUGGGGGCCUGGCGGCAGGACACGUCCCAAGGUCCAGUUCAAUGGCUAUGUCGGUCAUGAGAGCUCCAACGGUCAGGCAUCAUUUGAAAACCCAAUGUAUGACACCAACAUGAAGCCCACUGAGGCUAAGGCAGUUCGAUUUGACACCACACUCAAUACAGUCUGUACCGUAGUAUAGUACAACAACCUGCCACCACCUAAACAGUGGUUCAGUCCAACCUCCCUGUCGCAGUCUGUGCUGUGGUUUCACCAAACUGAAGAAAGAAGAAAUUAUUUGGAAUUGUUACUGUGAGCAGUUUGUGUUGUAGCAUGCUGGUCCUCUGGCAGUAUAACCUGCACAGUAAUGCAGCUCUGCUCCACCUCCUACCUGCAAAAAGGUAUCACCCUCCUCUACCCAUAGUCGGAAAGAGCGAAAUACGUUGGAACCAGUACACAAGGGAGCAGACAAUGAAGUUAUCAAAUGUGUUGUUGAGGAGAUCAACACUGGGACUAGAAUUAUUCUGAGGCAUGUUGCCAUUAAAACACCAAGGAAAAACACAAAAGAUGGUACAACUAAUUCCUUCAAGAGCGACAACCUCACUGUACAGUGUGUGUCCAGUGUCAGAUGACUAUUGCAAAAAUCAACCUUAUUAAGUGCUUUGUAUGGCCCAUGAAUACCCUCCCUGCAACCUGAAUGUGGUUUAACCAACCUGACCCCACACCCCACGCCAAAUUUGCACAGUGUAGGCUCUUAACUUAGGAAGUCCCCUGCUGCAGGCCAGACAUGGGUGAUGCAAGGGGGAAGCACAUGGACUCACACUCUUUUAUCCCCUUCAGACAUCAAAAAGUAAUUUGAUUGUUCCUUAUGUGUCAACAUAAAAAACAUCUCUGGUGCUGGACCAAAAAAAAUCCCUGUAGACCUCCAUCAUGCUUGACUUGACGGGACUAGACUCUGACGUAACUUCAGCUCUCAGAUUCUGUUUUGGGGGAAUCUGAUGUCAAUCGACUGCUGUUCAAUGGACCACCAAAUGCAGUCAAUGCAGUGACAAGCUCAACACAUAAAUUCCUUAAAAGCUCAAAUCUCAUCCAGUACUGGAUACUAGUAUUAGAUUUGUACUAGGAACUGUGGACUAGUGCUGGACAAGCCAGGGUCAAAUAACAGUUGCAGAUACAAUUAAAAUGUUUGUUUCAGCCUACGUAGAGAACUGAAUGGCUUCAACAAUAUCAGGAAAAUCACAGAGUGAGAUAUGUUGACUUGUCAGAUUCUCAAAAAGAUAACUGUGAGGUGGUGUUUACGUUCUGCCACUUAUGACCUACUUAUGAAGUAUUUGAAAACUAAUGUAUGCUUAAACAUAUCAGAUCAAACAUUUGCAAAUGCUAUUUUUCCCAAGUUUAUUACAAGACCCUGUGAUCUAGUUCUAGAUGAGUUUUUGCCGUUUUUAAAAUAUUCUAUGGACGUACUAUACACUUAAAAUCAAUACGAUGUACAAUA